This is a messenger RNA of Astyanax mexicanus (Mexican tetra), 4181 nucleotides long. It is a transcript of the gene pcare1, whose product is annotated as photoreceptor cilium actin regulator 1. NCBI's taxonomy places the organism in Eukaryota, Metazoa, Chordata, Actinopteri, Characiformes, Acestrorhamphidae. The record is from RefSeq and is a predicted model, not a curated record. The coding region runs from base 377 to 3865 and encodes 1162 amino acids. The transcript has 2 exons.
CGAGGUCCACGCUCAAAUCCACUCUAAUCCUUUCAGCUGCUCAUCCUCCACAAGGACACUACCUUGUUGCACAAACUGCGCAAUACUGCUGCUUCAAGAAGGCUCAAAAUUAUUUUUUUCUGGAUUAUAAAAUAAGUGACUUUUCUUUGGGGACACUUCUCAGAAUGUACCUUUCUUUUUAUGCCUAACAGUCCGCGUGAUUGCCAAGGACAAGUACAAACUGUCAAAUGCAGAGUGAUACUGGGCUUAGUGACAAGUGCAGCUGUCGGGUAAGGCUCUGAGACCUUCUCAUUUCAGAUGGAGCUCCUCAUCAAUUUGUCCCUGUUGGAUUCUUUAUUUUCUGUUUGAAAAACUAUAAAUAGAGGCUGCUUUUGAAAUGGGCUGUUCCCCGUCUAGGGGAACUACCUAUAGUGGAGCGUAUGGACCAUUCAGGAAAGGAAAAACAUUGCUGCCUGGAACCAAAGAAAGCCCAGGAGACUCGCAAUCUGAUGACGGUGGAAGUGGAAGCUCUAUUGGUGGUGAGACAGAUGACGGUGCCCGUGAAAGGACAGGAGAACAAAAGAAACUAAACAAUUAUGGAGAUACAAAUACACCUUCUUCAGCAAAGAAACUUUCCACUGCUGAACCUGGGGUGGCAACAGUUGCCUCAGAGAAAUUGGGCACCCAAGAGAUUACAAUUAGUUUAUUAUCCCAGACCAAAGAGAAACAAGAUGAAAAGAAGGAUGAGAAGAAGGGCACAAAGAAGCCGAAGAAGAGUCUGAAAGGUGUAAAACCAAACAAGAAGAAGGAGAAGGACAAAAAAGCUGCUGUCGAGGAAAAGGUGGACUUUCCAGAGCCUCUUGUGAAAGCCCAUCAAGCAGCUUAUGGAUAUCUCAAUCCUAGUAUUGCCAAAUAUGAAAUUCUGUUGAGUUUACUAGAUCAUGCAGCUCAGACCCAAAUUUCUUUACAACCCAUGGUUUCGUUCAUGGCACUGCGCUAUGAAGAGAUCAACCGAGGGCUGGAGGAAAUGGUUGAAGAGGGGGAAAAGCUUUUAAAGGAGAAUGGGGAACAUUUGGCUUGGCCUUGCAAGAUGAAAAAUCUGUCUUCAUCCAGCUCCUCCACUGAACCCCCACCAGACCUGCUGCAACAAUUACUUCAGUACACUGUUCAGAGGAUGCGUGUUGUUGGGCAGUCGGUAAGUGGAAUCAGCGACACAGCCCUUGAAGAGGCGGUAGAUUAUUUUUCGUCUAUAUGUGAAGUUCUGGAAAAAAAACUGAGGGCUAAACGUGCGUGUGAGGCUAAGCUAAUGCAGUUGCUAACUAAGAUUGAGGUUGCAUCCUUACGAAGACCAGGACCAGAGGACUCAGCCUUGUUUAGUGAAGACAGUGGCAUUGGGGUGGAGAAUGAGUCACUAGCAGGAUCAGAGAGACAACGCCGCCGAAGGGAAAGCUGCGAGUCAACUGGGUCUAAUUGCACAAUUCUGUGCAGUCCUGGAAGCACAACACCAGUCCGUCUGAGUUCCUCAAAGCGACUGCUUACCAAAAAAAUGAGCAAAAGCAGCUCUAUCAAUUCAAUUGAUUCAACAUGUACCCUUACAGGCAAAGAAUCCAGAGACACCGAAUCAUUGCUUGGCUCUACCUCCUUGGACGAUGGUGAGGGAGAUGAAGAAGAGGGUACUGAAGAGGCCAGUGAGGGAGAACACUGUGAGGGUAAAACCAGAAAGCGAUCAAGUUCUUCUCCUGCAGACCCUGCACAACAACCACGGCGCCUUCCUGCAAAGCGAAUAGAGAAUCCACAAAAUGUGGAAAUGACCUUAAAGAUGAAAGAUGCAAUCAGUGGCCGCAUUCACUUUCUUCCCUCUCAGCGCUCUGGAAUAAAGACUGGAAAGACUGGGAGCCCAAAGGUUGGUGACCGGCAGUGGACAGAAGAUAGAGAAAAAAGCCCCAAGAGGCCACAAACGGCUUCUUCUCAAGCACCUAAGAAGAAAGCCACAGCCGCUAAACAAUGCCGUUCAAGAUCAGCAGAAUCCCUUCGCAACAAAGCUGAAGACCCUACGCUUUUUGAACUGGAAAGGACACAAAAAGAAUUAAGCCAGAGGUUGGAGCAAAUGCGAAAGGUCAGGUUUGAAGGAAACAUAAAGAAAGACUUUCCUAAGCAGCUGUUAGAACAGCAGACACACCCUGGGUCACCAAAACUAACAGGGAAAUUGCAACCUUUGAAUAAAAACCCUGACUCUCCAUCCAUUCAGAGAAAGACAGUUGGUUUAAAACAAGUCACAGCAAAGCAAGAGGCUGUGAAAGAAAAGGAUGAAAAGGAUGAAAAGAAGAAAAAGUCUAAAACUGUUAAGGGGCCCUUGAAGCCAACACCUCCUCCAAGUCCACCAAUAUCACCACAACCAGUGGGAAUGGGAGGGAACUCUGUCAAAAAACUGAUUGAUACCUUUAGUCAGGGAAUGGAGGACAGUAAACAUAUCCAUGACAGCACAAAGGUACUUGGACCACUUAAAGGGGUCAGAAAGUGUGGCGUUCCCAUCAUUCCAGGUUUAGGCAGUACAUACUAUGAAAACGAUGAUGAUGAUGAUGUAAACCGAGAGGAAUCAGGAACCUCUGCGAGGACAGAUGAUCUUGAUUUGGACAACCUACCCCCACCCCCUCCAGAGGUCCUCAUGGAUAACUCUUUUGAAAAUUUUGAAGCUACCAAAACAGAGGAAAGUGUAUCCAGAAGAGGUCGAUCAACCAUCCCAAAGAAGACAAGCAUUUCUCAACGGCUUCGUGCCUCAAUGCAAUCUGUUGCAGUACUUCCUAGCAAAGGCAAUGUAAGGAAAAGCUCUCAUAGCAUGUCACCAGCACGUACUGUUCCACAGGAACUCAGAGCAGUGGUUAAAAAUACUCAAUUCGAUUCCAAAGCUGAAGCUGAGCUGGAGAAUGAGGAGGCUGCCUCGCUUUACAAACAGGCACGGAAAAUAAUCCAUUUGCGGAACGCCACUGAUUCUCCAAUAGAGAAGCUUGCAAUCGAAAGUGACAGCAUCAAAACUUGUCUUACUCAACAGAAUAUGGAAAAGAAACAGGAAGAAAACAGCACCCCUGAAACAGUGCCUUCCACUUCAGUAGGUCCAGUAGGUCAAGGAGGUCCAGUAGGACCUGGAGGUCAACCACCUGCCACUCCACCUGUGUCCAAAACCCGCAUGUUACCUUCCACACCUGUUUUACAUAGACGGCUUCCCAGUCCCCCUGUCUUUAAAAAGCAGUCAGUUCACCCAACCCCAAGUCCACCAGUCUUUCGCAAACUUCCAACUCCCCCACCAGCCGGCCAACGGACACUUUCCACCACCCCUAACAUGCGGCAAGAAACCACCCCAAGUUCUGCAAGUUCUACGUCUAUAGUCACCUACCCUUUCAAAGCACCAUCUCCUCCUGCCUCGCCAAAAGUGCAGCGCUGGUCUCGAGAAAACAGUAAAGAGGACUCUACUUCCAGAGUAUUUAGCAAUGCUCGUUCAGUAUUUUGUCCAGCCUCACCAUCUUUGUUUGAAGCACAACCCUUCCCUGUGCCUAAGCCCCCGCAGGCAUGGACUUCCACUGGCAGCAGCAUCCUGCCUCGGCCUUGGGGUGAGCGCGGCAGGCUGCCUAUGUCCAUUCGAGGACCCCAGCCUUUCAUUCGGCGUAGCCAGUCUGACAGGAGGCCUAGUCUAAGCUUUCCACCAAGAGCACCAGUCAUAUCUGUUGCACAGACUUGUGGAAGUGAGCCAGCCAUUAGCACCCAAGGGUUGGAGGACGGUCCAAUGGGAGAGCUGGAGCCGUGGAGCGAGCAGACUGAGCUCAGAGGAGCGAGCCGCUCUGCCUCGCACCCAGACCUGUGCAUCGUGGGUCAGGCCUUACAGCGCGAGUGACAGACCUGCAGAAGAGCAGGCAGGAUUAUGGAUUAGCUGGCCUAGGUGGGAUUAAGGCCAUUUUUUUCCACUGGGAAGGGGAGAUUGACUAACACUGGGAAAGCCUCUUUACUGGUACUGCUACUUCUUCCCACCUCCUGUUGUCAUUGGAGUUUUUUUUAGCACUUUUUUUGCACUUUUUUUUUAAAGGUGGGGGUACACACAGAGGGUUAAGCACGUUUUUCUAAUUAUUUAAAUGACUUUUUACUAAUUCCAAUGUAUGCGCAUGUAUUUUUAUUUUUGUUUUGUAAAUAAAUAAAUAAAAUGUAUAUCAUCA